AUGGCCCCCGCCGCUGCCGCCGCAGCGGGGCCCUCUCCUCGCAGGUGGCUCGCGGCGGCCGUCAUCGCGCUCGCCUGUCUCCUCGUGCCGGCGCUCGCCAGGCCCGACAAGGAGAUGCGGGAGAGGUUCUACGGGACGCUCGUCACCAACGGCACGCACAACGCCUCCGGGGACGGCAGCAUCGCCGAGAUGUUCGGCCGCGUGCUCGACAAGGAGUUCUCCGACAGCGACACGCCCGACGCUCCCGACAAGAGUAGCUUCAACAACAGCGUAUCAGAUCAUCAAGCUGUUCUGGAGACGGUAGCUGUCAUUACACAUGACAAGAAGAAAAAUGAUUCACAGCAUGCUAAUUCCCCAAAACCUUUCCAAAUAGGUGACAUGUUUGGAGGCCAGGAUGAGACCUCUGAUGACUUGGAAACUGUGAUAGAUAAGGAGGAUAAUGUUUUUGUGAUGUCAAAUCGUAAAACAAAGUAUCCAACUCUUCAACUAGAUUUACGAUUGAUUAAAGAUCUGGUAAUUAUAAUCGUUUCAGCUACUGGUGGUGGUAUCAUAUUCUCUUGUAUGGGGCAGCCGGUUAUCGUUGGCUACCUACUUGCUGGUUCUCUAGUUGGACCUGGGGGGUUGAACUUUAUCAAUGAAAUGGUGCAGGUGGAGACUUUUGCUCAAUUUGGUGUAGUGUUUCUUCUUUUUGCUCUUGGUCUCGAGUUUUCACUGACUAAGUUGAAAGUCGUUGGUCCUGUUGCUGUACUUGGAGGUCUGCUUCAGAUUGCUCUGUUCAUGUUCUUAUGUGGCCUCACUGCAGCGUUGUGUGGUGCUAAAUCAUCCGAAGGAGUGUUUGUCGGUGCCUUCUUGUCUAUGUCAUCUACUGCAGUGGUUUCGAAGUUUUUAGUGGAAAAAGGUAGUACAAACACGCUUCAUGGUCAAGUUACAAUUGGAACGCUAAUACUUCAGGUGCUAGUGGCAUUUUGGAGGAGUGAUGUCAAUGGCGAAACUUGCAGUGACUAUUAUGGAUUGAGUCUUGAAUUGGGGUCAUUCCUUGCUGGCGUUAUGAUAUCAACCACAGAUUUUGCUCAUCAUACUUUGGAGCAGGUCGAAGCCAUUCGCAAUCUGUUUGCAGCGCUCUUCCUUGCAAGUAUUGGAAUGCUCAUACAUGUUAAGUUCUUGUGGAAUCAUGUUGACAUAUUACUUGCAGCUGUUAUACUGGUUAUAAUAGUAAAGAGUAUUGUCGUAACUAUUGUUGUAAAGGCAUUUGGAUACAGCAUCAGAACAGCUUUUGUUGUUGGGCUGUCCUUAGCUCAGAUAGGAGAGUUUGCUUUUGUGCUUUUGAGCCGUGCCUCCCAUCUCCAUCUUGUUGGGGGGAAAAUGUAUCUACUAUUACUGGGAACAACUGCCCUUAGCUUGGUAACAACUCCUCUCAUUUUCAAACUAAUUCCUGUGGUAAUGCACCUUGGCACCCUUAUGCGUUGGUUCCCCUCGGAAAACAGUAUGCAGAGUGAGGUUUUGAAGAAGUGUCAAAGACAAACUACUUAG
Molecule: messenger RNA, 1530 nt
Organism: Miscanthus lutarioriparius
Lineage: Eukaryota; Viridiplantae; Streptophyta; Magnoliopsida; Poales; Poaceae
Source: the annotation of a GenBank genome assembly